Messenger RNA from Cebus imitator (Panamanian white-faced capuchin), 267 nucleotides. It is a transcript of the gene SMIM21, whose product is annotated as small integral membrane protein 21. The record is from RefSeq and is a predicted model, not a curated record. Lineage: Eukaryota; Metazoa; Chordata; Mammalia; Primates; Cebidae.
AUGGACCAGUAUGUUCCCACAGCUCCUCCCCAAUUCCCCAUAACACAGCUGGGAACAUUUAAACAAGAUGCAGGAAAGGAAUGGAUACUCAAGGGGAAUUUUCUGCAGAAGCAAGCAACUACCACAUUGAGUUUGUGGUUUGCAAAUGAAUACCAUAUUCAUUUCUUCACAUUGUUGGUUCUUUUCCAUGUGAUUGGUGUUGGUGAGGGUCACAGCAGGAUACAAGGUAUUUCUGAAGACUGGAAAAGGGCAAACAGCAUAUUUUGA